Molecule: messenger RNA, 5497 nt
Organism: Amblyraja radiata (thorny skate)
Lineage: Eukaryota; Metazoa; Chordata; Chondrichthyes; Rajiformes; Rajidae
Gene: col1a1b
Product: collagen, type I, alpha 1b
Exons: 53
Coding region: 145-4539 (1464 amino acids)
Cellular component (GO): extracellular matrix
Molecular function (GO): extracellular matrix structural constituent; protein binding
Source: RefSeq, a predicted model, not a curated record
GGCCAUCAGUCUGCUAACGGAACAGUAGGAAGUUUCUGCUGGGGCACGGUGCUAAAGCUUGGAAUUACAUCUGAAAUUGUAUGUCCGGUCGCUAACACAGAAUCCAUUUUUACCCCAAAGAGUCUACAUGUCUGAAUAAGAGACAUGUUCAGCUUUGUGGAUACUCGGACUUUGCUGUUGCUUGCAGCAACUUUAGUCGUUGGAAGAUGUCAAGCCGAAGAUGAUGCCAACGAAAAGGGCUGCAUGAAGGAUGGACAAACGUACAACGAUAAGGAUAUCUGGAAACCCGAGCCUUGCCAGAUCUGCGUCUGCGACGGCGGCCAGGUUCUGUGCGACGACAUAAUCUGCGAGGAAACCAACGAUUGCCCCAAUGCUGAAAUCCCCUUCGGAGAAUGCUGCCCUAUCUGCCCCGAACACGGACCAGAAGAUGGAGGAACAUAUCCUACUGGCCCAAGAGUCCAGGGACCUGAAGGCCCUAAGGGAGAAUCAGGCCCUAAGGGAGACAGGGGACUUCCAGGAUUACCAGGAAGAGAUGGAAUUCCAGGAACUCCCGGCAGAGAUGGUCCAGCCGGUCCACCUGGCCUUCCCGGAACAGCUGGCGGAAACUUCCUCCCACAAAUGAGCGGUGGCUAUGAUGGUGGCUACAGUGAGAAAACAUCUGGUGGAAUUCCAAUGCCUGGUCCUAUGGGUCCUAUGGGUCCCAGAGGAGCUCCCGGCCCAGCUGGCUCACCUGGCCCUCAAGGUUUCCAAGGACACCAAGGCGAAACUGGUGAAGCAGGUGCACCUGGUCCAAUGGGUCCACGCGGUCCUUCUGGUCCUCCCGGCAAGAAUGGUGAUGAUGGUGAACAUGGCAAGGCUGGUCGUCCCGGUGACCGUGGUUCUCCUGGUCCUCAGGGCGCUCGUGGUUUCCCUGGAACCCCCGGAUUGCCAGGAAUCAAAGGACACAGAGGUUUCAAUGGUUUAGAUGGUGCCAAGGGUGAAUCUGGACCUGCUGGCCCCAAGGGUGAGACUGGUUCCGCUGGUGAAAAUGGAACUCCUGGUGCAAUGGGUCCACGUGGUAUCGCUGGAGAGAGAGGUCGUCCUGGUGCUUCUGGCCCUGCUGGUGCUCGUGGUAACGAUGGUGCCAGUGGAGCAGCUGGUCCACCUGGUGCUGUUGGUCCUUCUGGUCCUCCUGGCUUCCCUGGUGCUCCUGGUGCUAAGGGUGAAGCUGGCGUCGCUGGUAGUCGUGGUGCUGAUGGUGCUACUGGUGGUCGUGGUGAAGCUGGAAACCCUGGACCUGCUGGCCCAACUGGUGCCCCUGGCAGCUCUGGUAGUGAUGGUGCUCCUGGUUCCAAGGGUGGAGUUGGUGCUCCUGGCAUUUCUGGUGCUCCUGGUUUCCCUGGCCCAAGAGGACCAAGUGGCCCACAAGGUACUGUCGGAGCUACUGGCCCUAAGGGUAACAAUGGUGAUUCUGGUGCUCCCGGUUCCAAGGGUGAAGCUGGUGGAAAAGGCGAUACUGGUAUUGGUGGUCCUCAAGGUGCACCUGGCCCAUCCGGAGAGGAAGGCAAGAGAGGUGGUCGUGGUGAGCCUGGCGUUCAGGGUCUCCCUGGUAACUCCGGAGAACGUGGCUCCUCUGGAAAUCGUGGUUUCCCUGGUCCCGAGGGUCUUGCUGGUGCCAAGGGUGUCACUGGUGAACGAGGCGGUCCUGGACCUGCUGGUCCCAAAGGUGCUACUGGUGAAUCUGGCCGAACCGGUGAGGCUGGUCUGCCUGGCACAAGGGGUCUGACUGGUAGCCCUGGCAGUCCUGGUGCUGAUGGCAAAGCUGGUCCUUCUGGUCCAGCUGGUCAAGAUGGACGUCCUGGACCAGCCGGUGCUGUUGGUCAAAGAGGUCAACCUGGUGUGAUGGGGUUCCCUGGUCCCAAAGGUGCUGCUGGUGAGGGUGGUAAAAGUGGUGAGAGAGGUAUCAUUGGCCCUGCUGGUGUGGUGGGUCUUCCUGGCAAAGAUGGUGAUAUUGGCGCUCCCGGUUCAACUGGACCUGCUGGCCCCUCAGGUGAGAGAGGUGAACAAGGAAUCACAGGACCAACUGGUUUCCAGGGUCUGCCCGGUCCUCCUGGUGCUGCAGGUGAACACGGAAAGAGUGGUGAACAGGGUAUUCCCGGUGAUGUCGGCCCCCCAGGCAGUUCAGGUCCAAGAGGCGAGAGAGGUUUCACUGGUGAACGUGGUAGUCCUGGUGCCAUGGGCCCAAGUGGUGGUCGCGGAUCUCCUGGCUCUUCCGGUAGCGAGGGCUCUAAGGGUGAUGCUGGCCCACCAGGUGCUCCAGGUGGCCAAGGUGCUCCAGGUCUGCAGGGUAUGCCCGGUGAGCGAGGUUCUAGUGGUCUUCCUGGUCUCAAAGGUGGAAGAGGUGAAUCCGGUGUAAAGGGAGUUGAUGGUGCACCAGGCAAAGAUGGAAUAAGAGGUAUGACUGGAGCAAUUGGACCACCUGGACAUGCUGGUAUCAUUGGAGAGAAGGGUGAAGCUGGUCCUCCUGGACCUUCUGGACCUGCUGGCGCUCGUGGUUCAAAUGGAGAUCGUGGUGAGUCUGGUGCCCCUGGCCCUGCUGGAUUUGCUGGUCCCCCUGGUGCUGAUGGGCAAGUUGGUGCUAAAGGUGAAGCUGGAGAUACUGGUGCAAAGGGUGAAGGUGGUCCUUCUGGUCCCAUUGGUGCUGUUGGAAUCGCUGGUCCUCCCGGUCCUACUGGUUCUACCGGUGCUAAAGGUGCUCGUGGUGCCUCAGGCCCACCUGGUGCUACUGGAUUCCCCGGUGGAAUUGGAAGAGUUGGUCCACCCGGUCCUAGUGGAAAUGCUGGUCCUACUGGUCUUCCUGGACCUCCCGGCAAAGAAGGCGGCAAAGGUAUUCGUGGUGAAACUGGUGUUGUUGGCCGUCCUGGUGAGCCCGGCAUUGCUGGACCCGCUGGCCCUAGUGGCGAGAAGGGUGCACCUGGUUCUGAUGGUCCUUCUGGUGCUCCUGGUAUGCCCGGACCCCAGGGUCUUGCUGGUGUCCGUGGAACUCUGGGUCUCUCAGGAAUGAGAGGCGAACGUGGUAACAUGGGUCCCCAAGGACAAUCUGGCGAGUCUGGCAAGCAAGGUCCAGCUGGUUCAUCUGGUGAGCGUGGUCCUCCUGGACCAAUGGGUCCUCCUGGUCUCGCUGGCCCAACUGGUGAAGCUGGUCGUGAGGGUGCUCCUGGAGCAGAAGGUGCACCUGGUCGCGAUGGUGCUGUUGGCUCCAAGGGUGAUCGUGGUGAAGCUGGUGUGUCUGGUGCCCCUGGCGCCCCUGGUGCCCCUGGUGCCCCCGGCCCAGUUGGUUCCUCUGGAAAGACCGGCGAUCGUGGAGAGCCUGGUUCCGCUGGCCCUGCAGGUCCCUCUGGUCCAAUGGGUUCACGAGGUGCAAAUGGUUUAACUGGUCCACGUGGUGAUAGAGGUGAAUCCGGUGAGAAUGGCGCAAGAGGCAUUAAGGGACACAGAGGUUUCCCAGGUGCUCAAGGUCUUCCUGGACCACACGGUCCUCCUGGUGAACAAGGUCAAUCUGGUCCCUCUGGUGCUGCUGGUCCACGUGGUCCAGCUGGGCCUUCAGGUUCUUCCGGUAAAGAUGGUGUAAGUGGCAUGCCUGGUCCAAUUGGUCCUCCUGGUCCUCGUGGUCGCACUGGUGAAAUUGGCCCUGUUGGCUCCCCUGGAUCUCCUGGUAUUCCCGGCCCCCCUGGUCCAUCUCAAGGAGGAUUUGACUUCCAAUUUGCAGCCCCACAAUCCGAGAAAGGCCCAGACCCACUCCGUUACUUCAGAUCAGAUGAUGCUGGCGCCGUUGCAGACCGUGACAUUCAAGUCGACACCACCCUGAAGUCCCUUACCCAGCAAAUUGAGAACAUCCGCAGCCCCGAAGGUACCAGGAAGAACCCAGCCCGCACUUGCCGGGACCUGAAGAUGUGCCACGCAGAUUGGAAGAGCGGAGAUUACUGGAUUGAUCCAAACCAAGGGUGCAUCCUGGAUGCCAUUCGUGUCUAUUGUAACAUGGAGACUGGCGAGACAUGCGUCUAUUCAAGCCCACAGUCCAUCCCACAAAAGAACUGGUACACAACCAAGAAUCCAAAGGAGAAGAAACAUGUCUGGUUCGGCGAGAACAUGGAUGGUGGCUUCCAGUUUGGAUAUGGUGGUGAUGAUGGCGUUCUUGCUAGCGAUGUCGCAAUCCAGAUUACCUUCCUGCGCUUAAUGUCUUCCGAGGCAACACAGAACAUCACAUACCACUGUAAGAACAGCAUUGCCUACAUGGACGAAGAAGCUGGUAAUCUGAAGAAGGCCGUCUUGCUGCAAGGUUCCAAUGAGAUUGAAAUCAGAGCAGAAGGCAACAGUCGAUUCACAUACAGCGUUACUGAGGAUGGUUGCACGACACAUACUGGCGAUUGGGGUAGAACAGUCAUUGAAUACAAAACAACGAAAACAUCACGACUGCCUAUUAUUGACAUUGCACCUAUGGACGUUGGUGGCGCUGAUCAAGAAUUUGGUGUUGACAUUGGCCCAGUCUGCUUCUUGUAAAACGGACUUGAAAUUUACUUGCAGUCAUCUCUAAACUUUCUAUGCAUUGAAUCCUAAAAUCAUUCGACAGCCACGGUCCACUUGCUUAAACUUCGGGCCUGAAGACGGGUGGGACAACUACAAGGACACUUUUUUUAUGUUCUCCGUUUCUAUGGCAACAGGAAAAUCAUACUUGUCAGGUGUAAGCUUCCCCUUGGAGUUCAGAGAUCACUGCAGGUGACAUUUUGCCAUAUACCACUGCAGAGAAAAACUGAAAGAUUGUAUGUACCAUUUUCAGGUGGCAAAAUAAAUUUGAAAAAAUGUCAAACGUUUGUUAUUGUCCUUCUACAUGUGGCAAGAAACCAUCAAAAUCUGUUCUUUCCUUUUUUGUAGUGCAGAAGAUUAAAAAAAAACAUCCUUACAUCUUCUAAUACAUAUCUUUUAGGGCUACCUCACACAAAUGUUACCUAGAAUAUCAACAAGCCAGUGAAUCAAAAAGAAAUGCCGGGAUAGGUUACACAGCUUUAACAAAAUAAUGUAUAAAAGAAAGGUGCUAUUUAAGCUUAGGUUCUUUUAAUCCUUCAAUACAUCAAGGAUAAGAUCCUUUGACUGGUGCUGAGAUACAUUCCUCACUGUUAAGGAAGACAGUGAAUUUCUGUUCCAUAUGAGGUGCUAUUUAGAAGUGUUUGUCUACACUAGGAGAAAGCUUUUAUGUACAAAACAAAACACCGUAAACUGCCUGUCUUUUUCAAAGUUAAGCAUGUGGAUCCCUUUCUACCCUGCCAUUCCUGUUCCAUCAUCUCAAUGCCCUUCUCGUGCUUUUUUUUAGCAAUACUUCUUUUUUUUUUCUACUCUAGAGGGGGAAAAAGAGGCAGACAUUUCUGGGGCAAGUACAUGGAUAUGUACCUGUUUUGUAUAUGUAUAAUAAUUUGAGAUGUUUUUAAUUAUUUUGAAUGCUGAAAUAAAGCAUGUUAAAUGA